GUUGGCCCGGCGGUCUCCGGCGCAGAGGCUGGGCUUUGGGGCCCCGCAGCUCCGGAGGUCGCCCUGGGCUGAGAGCGCAGGCCGUCAGAGGCUAUGUUGGGCAAGGAUUAUAUGCUGGCCAUCAUUCUGGUCAACUGCGAUGAUGACUUGUGGGGGGACCAAAAUCUGGAGGGGGAGACAGGAUUACCCCCUGGCUGGAGAAAGAUUCGUGAUGCUGCAGGUACUUAUUAUUGGCAUGUACCCAGCGGUAGCACUCAGUGGCAGCGCCCAACCUGGGAACUAGGAGGUGCAGAGGACCCAGGAACGGGGACGGAGGGGAUUUGGGAACUUCGACCCCCCAAGGGGAGAUCCUUCUCCAGCCUGGACAGUUCAUUGAACCGGAGUAACUCUCUAACAUGGUAUGGUGAAGAUUCCUAUGUCCGGAGCCUGGAGCCGGGAGCUAAGUGCUUUGCAGUCCGAUCUCUGGGCUGGGUAGAGGUACCUGAGGAGGACCUGGCACCAGGGAAGAGCAGUAUUGCUGUCAAUAACUGUAUCCAGCAGCUCGCUCAGACUCGCAACCGGAGCCAGCCCCAUGACGGGGCCUGGGGUGAGGGCCAGAACAUGUUGAUGAUCCUGAAGAAAGAUGCCAUGAGCCUGGUGAAUCCCCUGGACCACAGUCUGAUCCACUGUCAGCCUCUGGUUCACAUCCGUGUCUGGGGUGUGGGCAGCUCCAAGGGCCGUGACAGGGACUUUGCCUUUGUUGCGGGUGACAAAGACAGCUGUAUGCUCAAGUGCCAUGUGUUUCGCUGUGAUGUGCCUGCAAAGGCCAUUGCAAGUGCCCUACAGGGACUCUGUGCACAGAUCCUGUCAGAGAGAGUAGGAGUCAGUGGAGAAGCUGCUUGCUGUUCUCCAGAUCCUAUUUCCCCUGAAGACUUCCCGAGGCAAGUGGAAUUGCUGGAUGCAGUGAGCCAGGCUGCUCAGAAGUAUGAGGCACUGUACAUGGGGAUCCUACCAGUCAACAAAGCCAUGGGUAUGGAUGUGCUGAAUGAGGCCAUUGGUAUCCUCACUGCCCGGGGGGACCAGAAAACCUGGGUCCCUGCUGUGCUCAGUGUGUCUGACUCUCUGAUGACUGCACAUCCCAUUCAGGCAGAGGCCAGUGCAGAGGAAGAGCCACUGUGGCAGUGCCCUGUGCGCCUUGUAACCUUUAUUGGUGUUGGUCGUGAUCCACAUACCUUUGGCCUCAUCGCUGACCUUGGUUGUCAGAGCUUCCAGUGCGCAGCCUUCUGGUGCCAGCCUCAUGCUGGGGGACUCUCUGAAGCUGUGCAAGCUGCCUGUAUGGUUCAAUACCAGAAGUGUCUGGUGGCCUCAGCAGCUCGGGGUAAGGCCUGGGGUGCCCAGGCCCGUGCCCGCCUUCGGCUCAAGAGGACCAGCUCCAUGGACUCCCCUGGUGGCCCCCUGCCUCCCCCCCUAUUCAAAGGAGGGGUUGGGGGGACUGGAGCAGCUCCUCGAAAGAGGGGCGUCUUCUCAUUCCUUGAUGCCUUCAGGCUAAAACCUUCUCUUCUCCAUAUGUCCUAAAUUGAUCUUAGAGGCUGGGGAAGGAGGCUCUGUAUUCCUCCAGUCUCCAGGGUUCUGUAGCCGCUCACCUUCCUACCUAUCCCUGAACCUCGCCUCCCCUGUAUUUAUUAACAAGUUCGUUGUUUAUAUGGAUGACUGAGAGGCCCUGCACUAUAACUUUGGCCCCUGGCGCCCUUUUCCUUGGGUCCUUUUGUUCCUUGCCCCUGUCCAACCCUGGACAAUUGGCUCUACCUCAGCAACUUUAUAGCAGAAUCAGUGCAAAUAAAAGUCCCUCAGUGACCUCA
Peromyscus maniculatus bairdii (prairie deer mouse) is the source of this 1838-nucleotide messenger RNA. Lineage: Eukaryota; Metazoa; Chordata; Mammalia; Rodentia; Cricetidae. The record is from RefSeq and is a predicted model, not a curated record.